ACCACUGGGGCCAUGGCUGCCAACAGUGGUGUGAGCAGAGUCCAGAUGGAUUUCUGGGGUGGGAUGGAGUCUGGAUUCAUGAGGAACAGCAUCACCCCCACAGAGAGAAAAACUGUCUGGGAUGCAGUGGCUGGCUACAUCCAACAGCAGCUGACGCUGCACAAGGGGAUCCGAAUUCCCACCCUUGGGUCCUUUGAUGUGGCCCACACAGAGACUCUCGUGGGGAACAAGACUGUGAGCCUGCAGAGGCCGGUGUUCCACCUGGCCAGGAACCUUGGAGAAGUCCAGAACCUGGAAAAUAAGGAUGAUCUGGCUGGGGAUAAGCAGCUGGAGCCUCUGAAAUAUGCCAAGGUGGCCAUGGAGGCCUCUGUGUCCCGGAGGAAAGUGGAGUCCUGCAUCCUUGGCACAACGUCCCUGCUGCACCACUGCCUGGAGAAGGGCAUGAGCGUUGCCUUUGUCCUGAAGGACGUGGGUGUGCUCCUCAUCAAAGGCAGCACGGUGCAAAUGAGAUUCUACCUGGACUUCCUGAAGAAAGUGAUUGGGGAGACGAUCCAGGACAGGGCUACAGUCAAGGCUCUCCAGCAGCUGGACAUGGUGGUGUCCCGGGACGUGCCCAUCACCUCCCUGAGCUUCUCUGGCCGUGUCAUCGUCUUCCCCAACUUUGAACAGAAGCUUCUGACCACAUUACUGUCCAGGAAUCAUCUCAGGGACUUUGGCUUUGUUCCUGGGGAGGACAAGAGGGACUUAACAGGUUUGCCAUCCAUCAGGCGAGGCAUGGAAGGGACACAUCCUGGCCUGCCCGUGCCUGCUCACCAGGGUUCCACUGCCAAGACAGGAGAGCAGCCCAGGGAUGAGGAGGUGAUGGAGAUGAGGCAGAGCUCUGGGGUCAGGAAGCUGCCAGUGAUGCCAGGGGCUGCUGCUGGAAAAAAGCAGCCAGUGACCAGUGACCAAGCCAAGGGCAAACUUGUGCCCAAGGGCCAAGAGCUGAAGCAAAGCGACAAAGAGACAGCAGCAACGGAGAGGGGCAGAGGAGGAAGAGAAGAAAGAAAAGAUUCUCUCUCUCGAGAUGGAGAAAAGAAAGCCGCCCUGUCCUCGUCACUGCCCGUGCUGAAGAAGAGAGAAGUGGUCUCCAGGGGCCCCUGGCCCUGGGUGGAGUGA
Messenger RNA from Ficedula albicollis (Collared flycatcher), 1158 nucleotides. Its product is annotated as coiled-coil domain-containing protein 81-like. The transcript is spliced from 9 exons. Bases 13 to 1158 code for a protein of 381 amino acids. The record is from RefSeq and is a predicted model, not a curated record. Lineage: Eukaryota; Metazoa; Chordata; Aves; Passeriformes; Muscicapidae. Gene Ontology annotation, cellular component: centrosome.